UAAAGGGCAAUGGACAGGCUGAAAAAUGUUUCUGGUAGCUUGUGAUACUGACAGUUCAAAAAUGGAGAGAAAACAUGGGAAAUACAUAGUGAAUAUCGAACAUUCUGAAAACCAGCUGUCAUUCAACCCAAGAAACCAUGAAGCUCACAGUUCGUCAUGUCAGUUUCCAACAUCAGCUGAUGUAAUUGGUGAUGUUGGUACUGAUUUAACUGGUGUCUGCACUAACACAGGGACUCUUGGACACUCAGAAUCUCCAAACAGAGAAUUCCAACAUUGUCAGGUAACAUGGAAUUUCUUCAGUGACUGGUCUCUUUGGAGAAUCUUCCUGGCUUGUCUCUUAGCCUGUGCUCUAACAAUCACCAUCGGAGUACUCAUAGAAUGUCUAGUGUAUAAUAGGAAAAAUAAUAAUGCAUCCAUUAUUCAGCUCCCUCAAAACAAUGGGACAAGCUCAUCUACUAGUUCUGAAACUAUAGUACCUAUUACUGUAAUGGAUUCAACCACAACAUCUGAUUCAACUACCAUCACUAUGACCAUUGCUAGCACUUCAACAGAACCAACUAGUGCUAUCACUACAACUUCUACCACUUCUACUGAACAUAAAACAAUGGCAGGAGCAAACACUUCAACGAAACCAAAUACCACAGUGACUCCCAGCAAUUCCACUAAGGGGAAAACCACAAGAGCCGCUAGUACUGCUUCUACUGAACCUACAACCACAGCUACAGUCACCAAUUCACUUGAAUUCCCUACCACAAAGAUUGCCAGCACAGCCACUGAAGCAACAACUACCAUGGGCACCAUUGCUGCCUCUACAGAACCCACAACCAUCAUAGCCACCAGUACUCUCUCUAUUAAGUCGACAGCUACCACAGCAGCCAUCAUAUCAUCUGAACUCACUAACACAAAAACUUCCAGCACUAACACUGAGGUUAGUACAACUGCAGCUGCCAUUACAACAUCUACUGAUCCUACAACUACCAUGGCCACCACCAUAACUUCUGCAGAACCUACAACCUCCAAGGCUACCUCUAAAACUUUUACUGAAACUACAGCCACCACAGCCAGCACAACUUCUACUAAACCUACAACCACCACAGCCACCACUACUGAACCUAUAUCCACCACAGCUGCCAUCACAUCAUCAGUACCAACUCUCACAACAAUUGCUGGCACGACCCCUGAGUCUGCAACCACCACAGAGUCUUCCAAACUUGCAACCCCCAGGCCCCCACUAUCAGCUCUACCAAAUCUAUAG
This is a messenger RNA of Lutra lutra (Eurasian river otter), 1255 nucleotides long. RefSeq names its product cell wall protein DAN4-like. The record is from RefSeq and is a predicted model, not a curated record. Bases 26 to 1255 code for a protein of 409 amino acids. The transcript has 3 exons. Gene Ontology annotation, cellular component: plasma membrane; Golgi apparatus. Gene Ontology annotation, biological process: activation of protein kinase B activity. NCBI's taxonomy places the organism in Eukaryota, Metazoa, Chordata, Mammalia, Carnivora, Mustelidae.